CUGCCCCUCCCUGCGGCUCAGCCAAAGAAAACCAGCACUAAUAACAUCUACCAUCCUUCAUUUUAAAAGGCCUGCUCGGUGAGAGGCUGCUGAGGGACAAGGCUUGUCCAGUUCCUGCGUGUGAGGGCAAAGCGGGCGCAGCGUAUAUUCUGUUGUUAGCCCUUCGUCGGGUGUGUGGUGAUGAUAGGAAGGGGAAUAAUGGGUGGUUAUUUGGGUUUUUUCAAAGCUUCGCCUGCUCUCAAAACAAGGUGGGGGCGUCCGUGCCUGAUUUCUGAGGAGAGUUGGGUUUGUCAAGGAGGGCUGAGUGGCUGUGACUCGCGGGGCUUGUCCCCACAUGUGUUUAAAUACACAUGGGGAGGGUGGAAGGAGGAUUUAUCUUCUCAUUUUAUCAUAGUAGGAUGCUUUUGCUGUUUGGAAAAGGGGGGGAAUCGCCACGUUUGACCCUGUUUCUGGAGGCAUAAGUGGUUUAAGUGGUUCCAGGCAGAUGCUGCGAGCUUGCUGGAUCUGCAGGAGUUCAGCACGGGAUUGCUUCCCAGGCAAAAGCUUUGGCACACAGGAGCCAGAGGAAGCUAGGGAUUUUUCAUCAGAGGCCAUGGAGCUUUCAGCCAGUGAGCUCAGCAUUUAUGACAAGCUGUCAGAGACGAUUGACCUGGUGAGGCAGACUGGCCACCAGUGUGGGAUGUCAGAAAAAGCCAUUGAGAAAUUCAUCAAGCAGCUUUUGGAAAGAAAUGAACCCCAAAGGGGACCUCCACGGUACCCCCUCCUAGUGGCUCUCUACAAGGGUCUGCUCACGCUGGGGCUGGUCCUGCUGACCGUGUACUUCCUGAUCCAGCCCUACAACCCUCUGCCUCCUGAAGCUCCACUCUCCAGAGCCCAUGCCUGGGGCUCCCUCGUUGGCCACAUCCGGCUGCUCUCUCUGCCUAUUGCCAAGAAGUACAUGCUUGAGAAAUGCCAGGACUGGUGGGCAGCAGGUUGCAGACAGAACACUUCUACACUUCCUGCAAACUGCACAGUCUGUUCUGCUGUGAAAAGCCUUCAGAUAGUGACAGACUUUGGAGAACUAUCAGAAAAGCUCCAGAGGUCUCAGCCUUUUCUAAUCAAGACAGGGCAGCAUCUCUCCUAUGAGGAACUGAAGCAUUUUCAGUCCCAGGAUCCAGAACUGGCGGAGGUUAUAAUAGAAGAAAACUCAGCUGAAUUGUGGAGCUGCCCAUUUUUCUUUCCCUGGAACAAAUCUGUGAAUAAAACUCGGGUUCUGCAGGAAUUUUUCCCCAGUUCCUCUUUGCUGUCCUUCCCCAAGACAGUUUCUCUGGAGAGCUGCUUCCUCAUCCGCCAACCACAUUUGGGGAACAAGAGCUACAGUUUGCACAGCCUCUUUGCUGUUGGAAGUGGACAACUCACCCUGACUGUUGUACCUCUGGACAAGUGCAGAGGACACUGUGAGAUGUUCAAGGUGGAGCUGGAAGCUGGAGAUCUGGGUUAUGCCAGCACGGAUCACUGGGCAAUGACCUUCAUGGCCAAAGGGACAGAGCCAGCAGUGGUUUGUGACGGAGCUGCUAGAUAAGGGCUGGGAAGUCACCAAGACAAGGCAACAUCUUCUAAACAAUAGAGCUGGGGCAACUAGGGCAGGCAGCUUUGCCACCCUGCAUGUUUACAGUGUUUAAAAAUGACUGUUUUCCUGAGGUAAUUCUUUGCCUUUCCUCAAUGUAUUUUGGGAGAAGCUCAAGCUGUUCCUGACCUUCCCUGUCCCCUCAGGUAAGCCCUGGCUUCGCAGCAAAAGGGUUUGUUGUGUUGGGGGUUUUUUUAAUCCAGGAGUAGCAGAGGGAUUUCUCAGGAUGAGAUUCACCUUGUGUCCUUUGUGAAUUAUGGCACUUCUGGAACUUCCCUAAGGGGGUUUGGGAGUGGAGAGGGCAUGUGACAGUUCCUGUACAUUCCUCCUGAGGAGGAGGCUUUGAGCCUGGUGUGUCAGGCCAGCUCUGCCAAGGGAAGGAGCUGGUGAUGGGACCCAACUCCACCCCAUCUCUCCACCACCUCCGUAGCUGUGUGCCUCAGUAGUGUGCCCUGCAAAGCCAAUCUCUGCUCUGUGCUCCGUGGAGGAGCCUUGCAGACCCUCACCCACUGCAUCCUUCUUGUACCAAAACAAUCUCUUCUGUGUGUCUUGGGAUCACUCCUCUGCUGUUUCUCUCCCAGCGGGUUGUGAGUGAGUCAAACAGCAACUGUGCCGUUGGUUUUUUUUUUCCUCCUCACCUCCUUUCCUACAAAAAAUACUGAUGCAAGUGUUAGUGGUGCUGGUGCUGAGAGCUCAGCAGUUCUGGAUGGAGAUGGGGCUUGAUGCAGAGCUGCUCUGUGCAACUUCCACCUUCUCCUGGUGCACCUGAGCCCCCCAGGCUGCUCCACCGUUUUCAUGCUCCUCGCUCGCCUUCCCAGCCCAGGCGGUACCCGAAACCUUCCUCAUCCCUGGCAUUUUCUUUGCAUCAGCUCCUUCCAGACCUGAAACUUUUGCCUUCAGAAUGAACGUUGGUUUUUCCUGAGUCCUUUCCAAGCUGCCUUCACAUGUUUCCUGCUGCUGGAGCUCUGCUCUGCCCAAUGCCCCGAGAGAGGCUCGGGCUUCGCAGGCUGCGGAUGCUGCCGUUCCCUUCCAAGUCUGAUCCUUUGGAUCUCAUCCUGCUGUUGAAGAUCAUUUGCAGAUGUCUCAGGCUGAACUCACAAGCCAGGGCUGGGCUUCAGGACAUACUCUCACACUUGUUAAUAUGGAAUUGGGAGGGGUUUGGUUUGAAAGUGAGUUAACUCUGUUCUCAGGAGCGAGAAUCCUUUUUCCUCUGUAAAUGUUUUAGGUCUGCGUAAAAUUACGGAGUGGAAAAAAAUGUCUGCCCAGCCUUUGUUUUUGAGCAAGGCCAGGAGAAUUGGGAGCAAACAUUGUACUGAUCUUGCUAGAUCUGACAAAGGCUGCCAAGUGGGAUGACCAGGUCUGGCUCCUAGCCAAGGAAAAGGCAGAAGACAGUUCCCUCUCCAAAGAAUUUAGUCGGAGGCCUUGACACUACAAACAUUUCUAUGCAUAAUCCUUUCUUUUUUCCUCCUGUAAACAAAUAAGAACAGUCCCAGCACCCAUGUCAGUCUGUGUUCCUGGCCCUCAACACUGACCCAACACACACCAGAGCUUGUAGAACCAAAGGGGGAGAGUGACUCUCUCAGGACAGAAAAGGACUAAUUUGAUUUGUAGCAAGAUAUUAAAGGGAAUUGGAUUAAUAA
Apus apus (common swift) is the source of this 3246-nucleotide messenger RNA. RefSeq names its product chromosome 23 C6orf89 homolog (gene C23H6orf89). Lineage: Eukaryota; Metazoa; Chordata; Aves; Apodiformes; Apodidae. The transcript is spliced from 8 exons. The record is from RefSeq and is a predicted model, not a curated record. Gene Ontology annotation, cellular component: Golgi membrane; nucleolus. Bases 485 to 1561 code for a protein of 358 amino acids.